AUGAAUGACUCAAACAUAGACAAUAACAUAGAUAAUAAUAUAGAUAACCACUCUAGUAUUGUUACUGACAUUGGAAUCACAAGAGAUGAUACUUUAAUCACUUCUGUACUUUCGGAUGAUAAACCGACGACGACGACAAAGACAACGACUGAGUUGAAGAAACAGCAACAAUCAGUGGCAGAGACACUUAAGAAUUCAGAAGAGAUAGGUGUAUAUUAUAGAGAUGAUGAAGUAUUGUUCAUACCUCCCAAUCAAUUUGACUUUGAUACUGUAUCACUUAGACAGGCCAACUCUGUCUUUGACAUGUCAAAGGAUGACGUGUGGAAGGGCGAAUCAUUCGAGUUCCCCUCCAACAUUUCACAGAACAUCUCUUGCACUCCAUUCCUAAAGGCAUUCAUCUCUUGCUAUUCGCCAUCAGGAAUGCUUAGGAACUACUAUCGAUACGGUGGAUUCCAUUGUGAUGUGGAGACAGAGAACUUUGGAGAUUGUACAAUGUUGACGAUAACAUCAACUGCAAAGAGACCAAAGGAAUUGGAGUCGAUACAAAAGAGAAGAAGAGAGAAGGCCGAUGCAAUACUACGCGAUCAUGUAUGGAGAGAACGUCAAACACCUCUCAACAACGAAUACUUUGGAUACAAUGACCAACUUGUCAACUACAUGCGAACGAGUCGCGAUCACAAAAUCAUUGAGCCAUCACACAAUCAAGGCAAAGGUGGUGCGCCAACUGACGCUGGCGGCGACAACAGCAACAGUAACAGCAGUAGUAGUUCGAAAUAA
Molecule: messenger RNA, 777 nt
Organism: Acytostelium subglobosum LB1
Lineage: Eukaryota; Evosea; Eumycetozoa; Acytosteliales; Acytosteliaceae
Exons: 2
Coding region: 1-777 (258 amino acids)
Source: RefSeq, a predicted model, not a curated record